AUGGGUUUUGACCUGAAUCAAACUCCUGAAGAUACUCUAUCUCAAGGUAAUUUUCCAUCAACUACUCCAAUUACAAUUCCAUCUCCAAUUAAUACAAUUCCAUCUCCAAUUACAAUUCCAUCUCCAACUAUUAGAGAUUUAAAUCAAUAUUGUCUCAUCGAUUUGAAUGAAUGCUACCCGGAAGAAAAUGAUGAUGAACCAGAACCUAUUCGCCAUGGAAAUAAGAAGAAGAAUUUAACUUCUGAUGUGAAGAGAAGAAUUCUUGAAAAAUUGAUGCAAGGGAGCAUAGAUGGGAAACUUCACAGGGGACUAAUCACUGAUACUGCGGCUCGGUUUGGAGUUGGAUUUCGAAAGGUUUCAAGAUUAUGGAAUUGUGCAAAACUGGCUAAUGCAAAUGGAGAUGUAGUUGAUAUCUCUUCUAAGAUGGUCAAUAGAGUUGGUAGAAAGAGAAUUCAAUUAGAUUUAGAUAGAAUUAAGUUGAUACCUCUUCGCAAACGAACAACAAUAAGAGGAAUAACACACGAACUAAACUUGUCAACAUCAACCGUACAUCGACUAAUCAAGAAUGGAAAUCUUCGACCACAUUCAAAUGCCUUGAGGCCGGGACUUAUGGAUGAAAACAAGAUAGCAAGGGUGAAGUUUUCUGCUUGGAUUAUAAGGAGGUCUAACUACCACAACGUUAUAAGGGUUAAUGAAGUUCAGGAGCACAUAGACAUUUCUGGUGUUCAACAUUAUGCAAUCAACAAUGCUGAAAUCGUUUUUCUCAACGAACACCCUCAAUUAAGACAUGGUAAAGGAGUUACAAAUACAUGUGAAAUUUGUGCCAGGACUUUGCUUGAUUCAUUCAGAUUUUGUUCUUUGGGUUGUAAGGCGAAGAAGAUGAUGUAUGUUGUCGAAGAAUCUGUGGAAAAGCUUUCCAAGUAA
Molecule: messenger RNA, 924 nt
Organism: Papaver somniferum (opium poppy)
Lineage: Eukaryota; Viridiplantae; Streptophyta; Magnoliopsida; Ranunculales; Papaveraceae
Exons: 4
Coding region: 1-924 (307 amino acids)
Source: RefSeq, a predicted model, not a curated record